CGAUUUCCUAAGACUAUAAGAAGAAGCGUUUUUAACAACUAGACUAUUAACAUCAUCUAAACCUAGAUUAUAAAAAGCUCUAUGCGUUAAAUUUAGAAUACGAGAACAAUAAAAAUAUUUUAAUGGCAUCCAAUUUGCAUUUAUAAGUACUGUUUCGUCUUCCAUGUCUCUUGGUAGUUUAUGGAUAAGUCUUGCUGCUCUAAGGUGGAUUAGUUCUAGAUCUUUCAUCAAAUAAUCUGAGCAAGAGCCCCACACAGCCAUACCAUAUAAGACGCUUGGGAUGAUUGUUUUGUAAUAAAUUGUUUCUAGUGUGGCUUUUGGUAAAAAGCUUAUGCGUCUUAACAUUUCCUGAAACUUUGCAUGUGACUUUAUGAAUUCAGUCGAAAGACCAUGAUCCAAGUGAACACAUGCCUGUGCCCCGUGACAAUCCUUUUAAAUUUACUUUAAGCUUCCCCUCCGUAAAAUGGUACGAAAGGCCCUGGGUCCUGGAUUUGUUGCCCAACGUUGGUCAGCGACGCAUACCACGGGCUCCAAAAAGGACGUGAAAAUUCGAAGUUCUCAUCGCUUGUAGAAUGAGCCUUAAUAAUAACGUGUUUUGUCGUCCGAAUACUUAGAUAUCUCCGAGCACAACACAUAAAUAUGGGUAAACUUAAUGUAUCGAUGCUGCGGUACCUUUCCUCAGAGGAAUUCAGAGUUCUUACGGCGGUUGAAAUGGGUAUGAAAAACCAUGAGCUGGUGCCUACACCUCUUGUAGCUUCAAUAGCUGACCUUAAACAUGGCGGCUCUCAUAAGAUCCUUCGUGAACUCUCAAAACACAAGUUAGUGUGUUAUGAGAAGUCUGGACGAGUUGAAGGUUACAGACUUACCUUCAGUGGAUAUGAUUACCUGGCACUGAAGGCGUUGACUACGAGAGGAAGUGUUCAGUCAGUUGGGAAUCAGAUUGGUGUCGGCAAGGAGUCUGAUAUCUAUAUUAUUGCUGAUGAAGAAGAAACCCAACAUGCCCUCAAAUUACACAGGCUUGGACGGACAUCUUUUCGUAAGCUCAAGCAGAAGCGAGAUUACCUGAAGCAUCGUAAGAAUGUCUCAUGGUUGUAUCUUUCACGUCUGGCAGCUGUUAAAGAAUAUGCUUACAUGAAGGCUCUUCAUGACAAUGGUUAUCCUGUCCCAAAGCCAAUUGACUUCAACCGUCAUGCCGUAGUCAUGGAACUUGUGGAUGGACACCCACUGUGUCAAGUUCAUGAUGUGGCUGACCCAUCAGCAUUAUACAGUGAGUUGAUGGAGUUAAUUGUACGACUUGGAAGUUAUGGACUGAUUCACUGUGAUUUCAACGAGUUCAAUCUCAUUAUCAAUGACAGUGAUAAGGUGACGGUUAUCGACUUUCCACAAAUGGUCUCAAUUUCCCAUCCCAAUGCACAGUGGUAUUUUGACAGAGAUGUACAGUGUAUUAGGGACUUUUUUCUUCGGCGAUUUUCUUAUGAGAGUGAACUCUAUCCUCGGUUUGCAGAUGUAAAACGGCUUCACAACUUGGAUGUCGAAGUUGCGGCCAGCGGUUUCACAAGGGACAUGUCGGACUCAUUCGAUGAGGCUGCAGCUGACUUUAAGGCUUCAGCAGAUAGCAGCAAAGAUCAUGAUGACGAUGAAGAAACAGAUCAGUCACAGGCUCCGGAAAUGAAACAAGACGACAGUGAAGAAGAAGACGGGCACGACGAUAACCCAGAGGAAACCCACAGUCCAGUGCGCGACCUCUCAGAUGAACAACAACAUAUAGAGGAAGAGAUGGAGGGUAGUGAAAACAACCCUGAUCAGCAACCGAGCGAGGACUGGGACCUGGAAGAACUAAGCAAUCAAAAUAAACUUCACAGGCCUUAUCGUGACACAAAGAGUUGUGUGACCGGAAAGAACGUGGAGGAUGACGUUACUAGUCAAUCAAGCUCUGUGACUACGUCAUCAAUAGACUCGCGAGAGAUUAGAACUAGAGUGAAAAAGAGUUUGGAUAAGAAGCAAAGAGACAUGCGCAGGAGAAAGCGAGGUGAAGCGUCUGCCGUGACGCGGUCAAGGCGGGAAAACAGAGACGCUGUGAAGCACGGCGCGCAGUCUUGGCACGACGGUUGGUGAUUGGCGGAGACACUGAAAAGUUGCUUUGGCUUCGCGUUUGCUAAGAUCUUCAGGGUGCUUUUUGCCUCCAUUGACGAAUUCAUGGUUUGGGAAAGACAAAAAGAAACGAGAUAAUCUAAGUACAUUGAGCUGGAAAGUUUAAAAUACUUCUCAAAUGAUACAGUUUACAUUUGCAACAUUCGCAACCGUUUCAUGUGGCAAAUUUCGCCACAUUGCUCUUGACAUAUACAAUGUGUUCCUACCGCAUAAAUUUGCCACGUAGUAUACUUGGCACAAACAAUAUCAAUUUGUAAUAUACUUUUCAAAUAUUCAAACACUAAUCUGGUGGAGUCAAUUUGACUUUCUACAGAUUUAUAAUCUUGAUAGAUCUGGAACGUUCGACUUAAACAACUAUCCAUCUGUUUUGGAUC
Molecule: messenger RNA, 2525 nt
Organism: Orbicella faveolata
Lineage: Eukaryota; Metazoa; Cnidaria; Anthozoa; Scleractinia; Merulinidae
Biological process (GO): maturation of SSU-rRNA; protein phosphorylation
Cellular component (GO): nucleus; cytosol; preribosome, small subunit precursor
Molecular function (GO): protein serine/threonine kinase activity; ATP binding
Source: RefSeq, a predicted model, not a curated record